AUGAGCGACCGCGUCAAAAAGCGCAUGUCCACAGCGGGGAUGAAUACACAGCAAGACCCAAAGACCGACGGCCAGCAGCCUGUCGAGACAUCAAAGCAAUCAUAUCUUUCCAGCCCAUCAAUCCCAGAUCACGAUGGGCACAGCGACAGCUCGGAGGGGGAGCGACCACCUUUACCCCCGCGACCAAAUACGUUGAGUCUACUGAACGAUGAAACGGGUUCCCGAGCAGCUCUACAGGCAGAGGCAACGACAGCUAUCUCACGGACCGAUAUUGAAACACAAUUAUCCGAAGCUGAGAGUGCUUACUCGACACUGGCUGUUCGCGGUCUGGGUCAAGGUCCAAAGGCCAGGGUGAGCCUCGGCCAGUUGGCGAGCUCCCGGGCUAGCGAAGCUGGGGACUCUGUUAGUAUCAGAAGCUCAAUCCCAAACGGCGAUUCCGGUGAUGUUGAAUCGCUUUUCUUGGACUUUGCUGCUUCAGCGCCCGGUAACCAAAGUCGGGGAGCUACAGGUCUACUUGACUUCCCUGAAUUUGCAGCGGACGACAUAGAUGACGAUGGAAUUAUGAGCGAAUUUGAAGCAGUUGGCGAGCUUAAUGAGGAAGGUGAUAAUGAAGGUCUGGAUCUCCUGCUCCAACGGUGGAAAUCAAAGCGCAAGCACUAUGUGAUCCUCUCCGCCGCUGGUAAGCCGAUUUGGACAAGGCAUGGCGACAGCGGCCUUAUUUCCGGUUAUGUCGGGGUCAUCCAGACCAUAAUUUCAUUUUAUGAAGAAGCAAGUGAUCAUCUACGAGGCUUCUCCGCUGGUGACACUAGAUUUGUUGUAUUGACACGAGGAUCCUUGCACCUUGUAGCAAUCAGCCGUAUGAUGGAGAGCGAUAACCAGCUCCGGCUUCAGCUGGAAGCAUUAUAUAUGCAGAUUCUGUCUACAUUAACACUGCCUUCUUUGACCCAUCUCUUCUCGGUGCGGCCCUCUACCGAUCUAUCGCGGCCCUUACAGGGUUCGGAGUCACUUCUUUCAUCUCUGGCAGACAGUUUCACGCGAGGAUCUCCAUCGACGUUGCUAUCGGCAUUGGAGUGUCUGAAGAUCCGCAAGCAACACCGACAGACUAUCAACAAUGCACUUCUAAAAACUAAAGCUAACAGUCUUCUAUACGGCUUGCUUGUGGCCGGCGGACGACUCGUCAGCGUUGUUCGACCGAAGAAGCACUCGCUACAUCCAGGCGAUCUACAGCUCUUAUUCAACAUGGUUUUCGAGGCCGACGGAGUUAAAGCUGGCGGUGGAGAAAGUUGGAUUCCCGUCUGUUUGCCUGGCUUCAACAGCAGUGGCUACCUCUACAUGUAUGUGAGCUUUCUUGACAUUCGAGAAGAGAUCGAAAACAGCGCAGAGAUCACCAAAGAUGAGUCUGUUGCCAUUGUCCUUAUCAGUCCCGACAAAGAAGCUUUCUUUGAGAUGCAAGCAAUGCGCGAUGCUCUUGUGGAGCAAAUGGAGAGAAACGGCACUCUGAAGGAGAUCAAAACAGCAAUUGACAAUGGCCGACCCGCAACUACUGAUAUAGUUCCUGGAACUGUACUCCAUCAUUUCCUUUACAAAUCGCGUGCCAACGUACAAUUCACGAUGUCAUCUUAUACCCCUGAAUUUUCUUCUGUUACACGACGACGGAGGUUGAUGUCGAUGUAUAACAACUUGCACGCAAGUAUCCACGCCAAGAAUACCCACGUCAAAGUUCACCAUUGCGUUUCGCGGUCAGCCACUUCGUUUGGAUGGGUAACCCCUGUAUUCGAAUUCUAUUGUAUCGCUGAGCCGAACACUAAUCGAAAUGCACUUGCCCAAAGCGCUAGUAGGAUUGCCCAGUGGGUACAGCGUGAGGAAGAGAGGUUAUUCAUCAUCGGUGGUGCGGUACGUACUUUGCCUCUCUCUCUCUAUGAUUAUUACCGCAAGGGUGAGGACACUGAUCACAUUGUACAGGUUUUUUGA
This is a messenger RNA of Penicillium coprophilum, 1971 nucleotides long. Its product is annotated as guanine nucleotide exchange factor MON1. NCBI's taxonomy places the organism in Eukaryota, Fungi, Ascomycota, Eurotiomycetes, Eurotiales, Aspergillaceae. Gene Ontology annotation, cellular component: fungal-type vacuole membrane; Mon1-Ccz1 complex. The transcript has 4 exons. The record is from RefSeq and is a predicted model, not a curated record. The coding region runs from base 1 to 1971 and encodes 656 amino acids. Gene Ontology annotation, biological process: vesicle-mediated transport; protein targeting to vacuole.